This is a messenger RNA of Capsicum annuum, 1473 nucleotides long. RefSeq names its product F-box protein At5g03100-like. The record is from RefSeq and is a predicted model, not a curated record. The transcript has 3 exons. The coding region runs from base 1 to 1473 and encodes 490 amino acids. Lineage: Eukaryota; Viridiplantae; Streptophyta; Magnoliopsida; Solanales; Solanaceae. Gene Ontology annotation, molecular function: protein binding.
AUGUCUCAUUCUGAUUCUUCUGAUUCUUCACAAAGUAAAAGUGAAAAUGUGAAAACUGCUUAUGUCGAUCAAUGCUACGGUGAUAAACGCCGUAAAAUGGACAACAAAUCAGAUCGGCUAAGCGCCUUACCAGACCAUCUCCUCCUUCACAUCCUCUCAUCUUUCGAGAUGAAAGAUGUUAUACGAACUGGAGUUUUGUCUAAAAGGUGGCGCCUUUUGUGGACUUCCGCACAUAACUUAUCUUUCACCCACUCUCCUGAAUCAAAUCGCGAUGUAACUGAAUUUAUAAAAUCCAUUGAUGAUACACUGAUUCUCUCCAAGCCUAGUAAAUUGAAUAAAUUUUCGGUUGAGUUUUUUUACAUCGACGACCAAUUUGUUGACCAUGUUAACAGAUGGAUGACUUUUGUGACAAUUAAGUCUGUUGAGGUACUGGAUUUGAAUUUGAUGGGGGGUUUCGACGAGGGUUAUAGCUUACCACAGCUUAUGUAUUCCAAUGUGUGUUUACGUAAACUGAAGUUGUCCAAUUGUAAUCUUGUACCAAAGGAGGGGAUUAAUUGGCCCGCGCUUAGGGUUUUAUCUAUGUGGUACGCUAAAUUGAGCUUGGAAGUUGUUGAUUCCAUUUGUUCUGGAUGUACUGGUUUGGAAUCUCUCAAGUUUCAUAUGUGUUUUGGGGUUCCUGGUUUUCAUAUUAAUUCGAAAAGCGUGAAGAAGUUGGUUAUCGGGGGAUACUGGCAUCAAGAAGAUGAAGAUAGUGAAGAUGAUGAUGAUGAGUAUAAAGAGCUGACGAUAUGGGCUAGGAAUGUUACUUCCCUCGAGAUUAAUGGAUGUUUUCAUAAGAAAAUACUUGUUCUUCAGAAUGUACAAUCUCUAGUCGAUGCUAAGUUAUAUUACUUGGAGUUUCGGACUAACCAGAAGAUGUUAAGUGAUCUCCUUGCAUCAUUAGGUCAUGUUGAGAAACUCUCCAUUGGGCAACGGUGCCUAGAGGUUCUUACUAUAUUAGAGAGUAGCAACUGGCGAUGCCCGUGGAUGAAAUGCAAAUACUUGAACUUGAGCACUCGUUUGGAUGCAUUGGAGCGUCCUGGCUUAGCAAUCCUUCUGCAAAGUUGUCCUCAGGUCGAGACUUUGAUCAUAAGCAGUGAAUCCACUUUCGGACCGAAUGACUUUGGGUUUAAUGAGGAUCCUAAUGACCUUACUGAAGAAAAUUACUGGAUAUCAAGACCUUGUUGGGGGCGGCGUCUCAAGACUUUAAGGAUUUAUGGGACCUGGAUAUAUGAGAGUUGUUAUUUUGACCAGAUCAUGCCAUUUCUGGAAGCUGUUCUGAAGAAUGGGAUAGUGCUUGAGAAAAUCAUCCUUACUCCCUUCAAGUAUGGAAUAUCGAUUUACCCCAUGCAGCAUGCUAGAGUUACACAGAAGUUGCUAAGCUUUCCCAGGUCUUCUGACGAUGCUGUUAUUGUCUUCUCUGCUUCCUACUAG